AUGUCCAAUACAAAUAUCAUCUUUCUUUUGGUCUUCAUCGUCGCCAUCAGUGCACAAACUGCGGGUUUCGGUUUUGAUUCCGCCAACUCGUGCAGCACACAAGGAACUAAGCUUUCACGACGUGGCAGAGCACAGAUGUUAGCCACCAUACCCUGCGAUCUGACACGACAAGCCUACUGUCAUCUACCCGGUUCGGCAUAUCCUUGGCAUGCAGUACGGCGUUUUGUGCACGAAAAUCAUGGACUCAUGAAACGCAUGUAUGGCGAUGUGAAACAUAUUUCAGUGUUGCGCGACGAGAUACUCAACAACGAGAUCGAUGUCGAUGAUGUUGAAGUGGCCGCCGAACGUUACUCGAAGGAGCCGCAUAGAGCACGUGCGGCGAAAUACAUGCAAGCGCCGCGGGAGGAAUAUGGCAGUAUUAAAAACAAUGAUGUAGUGAUGGAACCGCAUUUUCGACCGGUCUCCACAACAACAACCACCACAACAGCCGCUCCGGACGACAUAAAAGACGAAACUGGCAGUACAACCAGUGAGGCUACCGUAGUAGAAGCGAAAACGGAAGCUGAAGAGCGACCAGUGAAACCUCCGAACGGCGCACUAAGACGUAGAAUUAACGGCAAUGCAAAUGGUAGUGGACAUAGACGGCGCGUCAAUGUUUAUGUUAACCGUAAUAGACCGACACAUUCGUCGUUACGCCGACGCACGACUACAACAACAACCACAGAAGAACCACAGCCGCUAGUGGAAAAUGUAGAACAACCUGGAGAGUUGGUAUUACACGAAGAAACUAUACUUGAAAUACCCGAAGACGAUGGUAAUCUCGCAUCGAAUAGUGUCUAUGAAAUACCCACACUACAGGACGCGGCAAUACAUAUAGGCGACAACAUACAGAUCAUCGAAUCACCACAACUCGGACAAAUGCAAAAACCCCUGACUGAAGAAAGAAAUAACUCCGAGACAGCCACCAUAUCGACCACACUUAAGGUGGUUUCAACGCCUGCAACCAAAAUGCGACCGGCAGCCGGUGCAAUACCGGCUUCACCGGCGCCGGUAGCGCCCACACCACUACAACAACAACUUAAACCACAAGUGGAACGUCAACGACCUGGCCAACAGCCAUCACAAAAACUCAAACUGCAACAAGUGAAUAAACCGCAAGCAACAAAUGUCGAUACGAGCGGCAUAAAAGAAAGUUCGAUAUUAAAAUCAAAACCGACCAACGAAAGUGAACGUACACAAACCGCCACGGCAAUAGCACCUGUAUACAACAACAGUGCCGCUACACAACCGCAGAAAACAGCGAACGACAAUACAGACGUCACAACGGACGCCGAUAAUGGGGCGACGCUGUCAAGCAUUGGCGCUACGAACGCCGCAACGGACGUCACAACAACCGUGACGGCAACAGCGACGUCUACCGCAACAUUGGCAAACAACGCACAGCUGAAAUAUGAGCUGACUCAAAACAAAAAUCAACAUAUUCACGGUGAGAAUAAAGCCGAACUGCCGGCAGCGACGACAGUCGAGCAAACACCACCAACCACAGUCGCAACGAAGCUCACAUCCACACAAGCCGAACUAUCUUCGGCUGCUAAGACUACAAGCUUAUCAAGUGUUGCAACAACCGGUGUAGAGGCAGCACCGUCAGCACCACACACUGAACUGUUAGCCGGUGAGAAAUUUCAGAGACCACAGCAGGCGCCGCAACGAGCACCGCAAGCUACUCCAGCGCAGACUACACCAAUCAGUGCUACAGCGGCUGCGUCAACGAAACCAGUGCUACGCGAUGGCCAAUUGUAUCAAGAUGCGCUGAAGCAAGAGGUGAAACCGGCUCCCAAUAUGCGCGGCAUUAAUGCCUGCCCAGUAAAGGAGGAGGUGGUCGCGCCCUUUUGGGCCAACAAUACACGCGGUGAAGUGUUGGCUCUGCUAAAUCUCUACCCCUUCGAGCAGUAUGUACAUUGGGAGAAAUGCACGCAUGAAAAUCGACAGAUGUAUUGUCGAGAGGGUUGCCGCUGUGAACAACAAUAUCGGCUACAUCGUUUAUUAGCAUACGAUCCGCACAAUGAAUGUCGCGGUAUUUUCUCCGAUUGGUUUCGUUUUCCUUCAUGCUGCAUCUGUAAAUGCUAUGGCAUACCGUCAGAGUUUCGAGCCACAUCGCGUAGUCCACGUUCCGAACGUAUGGAUGAUUUUGAGACUGUGGCGGAAGAAAGCGAUUUCGACGAUGAUAAUGAUGGCGCGCAAGCAGAAAAUUCCAUGGAUUCCGUGGAAGACCAACACUCGCAACAUCCGAUUGAUGUUGCUGAGCGCUUGGUGAGACAAGCGAUCUACGAACAUGCAACCGAAGAUUGGUAUCGACCGAAGGAUGAAUUCGAUUUUUAUGAAGGUUAG
Messenger RNA from Bactrocera tryoni, 2388 nucleotides. It is a transcript of the gene spz4, whose product is annotated as protein spaetzle 4. The coding region runs from base 1 to 2388 and encodes 795 amino acids. The transcript has 3 exons. Gene Ontology annotation, cellular component: extracellular region. Gene Ontology annotation, molecular function: growth factor activity; Toll binding. Gene Ontology annotation, biological process: regulation of Toll signaling pathway; central nervous system formation; innate immune response. The record is from RefSeq and is a predicted model, not a curated record. NCBI's taxonomy places the organism in Eukaryota, Metazoa, Arthropoda, Insecta, Diptera, Tephritidae.